Pantherophis guttatus is the source of this 8599-nucleotide messenger RNA. It is a transcript of the gene NRXN3, whose product is annotated as neurexin 3. NCBI's taxonomy places the organism in Eukaryota, Metazoa, Chordata, Lepidosauria, Squamata, Colubridae. The record is from RefSeq and is a predicted model, not a curated record.
AGCUCCGGGUGGGAGGAGUAGCGCUCGGAUUUACCCACCGUCUCGGCUGUCUCUUUAAAUGCUGGGGUCUGCGCGCUGGAGAAGGGGAGGGAUCGGCUCCGGAGUGCGUGAAAUUCCUGGGCUUCUCUGACAGUCUCGGGCAGAAAGCUCUGCUUUACGCAGCUCUUCUCGCGCGCAACUCAUCCCGCUGAGGGAGAGGCGCGCCGACCUUUUUUUUUUUUCCCCCUGGCGCGCGUUUUCUCGCCAGCUCUGCCUCUGCUCUCCCAAGUCGUUCGCGGGACUCGCGUCGGGCAGCACCUUCGCCUUCCCUCAUGCCGCUCCCGUAGAGCCAGCCUGGAUUCUUACAACCCUGAGAAGGAGCCAAACCCAAGAGUUGAUUCCGGUACCUAUAGCUCUCUCCUCAACUCCAAGAUGGUUCAUCAUGACCUGGCUGAUUAAUCAAGAUGGUUCUGCUGCUGCUCAAGCAAAUUAAAGAUCCAAUUGCCAACAAGUGAGGAAUUGGGGACAGGGUCAUCUUCUGGACACAAUGCAGAUAGACUUCAACAUUUCUAUCCAUGGAGUCUCUGACUGGAUGAGGUUGCUGCUAUCCAUGUUUUGGUGCCAUCACCACUUUUAAGAAGCUGUAGUUUGAAGGCUGUCUACUGCUUCUACUUUUCACUGGAAGUAUCUAAGGUCAUACCAUAAGUGGAAAUCCAACCCUUACAAAAUUGCUUCCCCUGGAAAAUCUUCACAAUAUUUUCUUUCCUUCUCAGAUAAAGGUCUCUGUAUUCUUAGGGACAGGAGAAAAUAAGCACUACUAUCAAAAAUGGACUUUUCACUCCACUCUGCCUCUUUCACCUUGAAGGUGACCUUAUUGUUGGGAUCCUUUCUCAGCCUCUGUCUUGGCCUUGAGUUUAUGGGCCUUCCAAAUCAGUGGGCUCGUUAUCUCCGCUGGGAUGCAAGCACAAGAAGUGACCUAAGCUUCCAACUGAAGACAAACAUCUCAGCUGGGCUCCUUCUCUACUUUGAUGAUGGUGGUGUCUGCGACUUUCUCUGUUUAUCCCUGAUGGAUGGACGCAUUCAGCUGCAGUUCAGUGUAGACUGUGCUGAGGCUACAAUUGUUACAGAAAAGCAGGUCAAUGACAGCAAUUUACAUUUUUUGAUGGUUAGUCGCAACCAUCUCCGGACAGUUCUGGUUCUUGAUGGUGAAGCCAAACCUGGUGAGGUGCGUCCACAACGUCAGUAUAUGAAUAUUGUUAGUGACCUCUUUUUGGGAGGUGUCCCAUCAGAUAUCCGUCCUGCAGCCUUAACCCUUGAGAGUGUCCUGGGUGAGCCACCAUUUAAAGGAUUUAUCAUGGACCUGAAAUACGGCAAUUCAGAACCUCAGCUUCUGGGACACCGAGGAGUCCGCCUGGACAUGGAAGGGUUGUGUACAGAGAAUCCUUGUGAAAAUGGUGGAACUUGCUUUCUUCUGGAUGGUGAACCACAGUGUGAUUGCUCAGCCACUGGAUACGUUGGGAAACUCUGUUCUGAAGAUGCCAGUCAUGUUCCAGGCCUUUCACAUCUGAUGAUGAGCGAACAAGCAAGAGACGAGAAUGUAGCCACUUUCCGUGGCUCCGAAUACCUGUGCUAUGACCUGUCCCAGAACCCCAUUCAAAGCAGCAGUGAUGAAAUCACACUGUCCUUCAAGACAUGGCAGCGCAACGGCCUAAUCCUGCACACGGGCAAGUCGGCUGAUUAUGUCAACCUGGCUCUGAAAGAUGGCGCCGUCUCACUGAUCAUUAACUUGGGAUCUGGAGCCUUUGAAGCCAUUGUGGAGCCAGUCAGUGGCAAAUUUAAUGACAACCAAUGGCACAACGUAAAAGUGACUCGCAACCUGCGGCAGCACUCAGGCAUUGGACACGCUAUGGUGACAAUCUCUGUGGAUGGAAUCCUCACCACUACUGGCUACACACAAGAGGAUUAUACUAUGCUUGGCUCAGAUGACUUCUUCUAUGUCGGUGGAAGUCCCAGUACAGCUGAUUUACCUGGAUCUCCUAUCAGCAAUAACUUCAUGGGUUGUCUGAAGGAGGUUGUUUAUAAGAAUAAUGAUAUUCGUCUGGAGUUAUCUCGUUUGGCAAGGAUUGGCGACACAAAAAUGAAAAUCUACGGGGAGGUGAAAUUUACAUGUGAGAAUGUGGCCACAUUGGAUCCAAUCAAUUUUGAAAAUCCCGAGGCCUACAUUAGUCUGCCUAAGUGGAACACCAAGCGAAUGGGAUCUAUCUCUUUUGACUUCCGCACUACAGAGCCCAAUGGCCUUAUUCUUUUCACUCAUGGUAAACCCCAGGAGAGGAAGGAUUCCAGAAGCCAAAAGAACACCAAAGUGGAUUUCUUUGCAGUAGAACUCCUGGAUGGAAAUCUCUACCUUCUUCUUGAUAUGGGCUCUGGAACUGUCAAAGUAAAGGCAACUCAGAGGAAAGCCAAUGACGGAGAAUGGUAUCAUGUUGAUAUACAGAGAGAUGGUAGAUCAGGUACCAUUUCAGUGAACAGCAGACGGACACCUUUCACUGCAAGUGGAGAGAGUGAGAUCUUGGAUCUGGAAGGAGACAUGUACCUGGGAGGACUGCCUGAAAAUCGGGCUGGCCUUGUCCUUCCUACUGAGCUGUGGACAGCUAUGUUGAACUAUGGUUAUGUGGGCUGUAUCCGAGACCUCUUCAUUGAUGGCCGGAGCAAGAACAUCCGGCAGCUGGCCGAGCAGCAGAAUGCAGCUGGUGUCAAGUCUUCCUGCAUUAAGGUCAACACCAAACAAUGUGAUAGUUAUCCCUGUAAAAACAAUGCUGUCUGCAAGGAUGGCUGGAACCGCUUCAUUUGCGACUGCACAGGCACUGGCUACUGGGGAAGAACAUGUGAACGGGAGGCCUCCGUCCUGAGUUACGAUGGCAGCAUGUAUAUGAAAAUUGUUAUGCCUAUGGUCAUGCAUACAGAGGCUGAGGAUGUGUCCUUCCGCUUCAUGUCCCAGCGUGCCUAUGGUCUGCUGAUGGCCACAACAUCACGUGAUUCAGCCGAUACACUACGGCUUGAAUUAGAUGGAAGCCGGGUCAAACUCAUGGUCAAUCUAGACUGUAUCAGGAUAAACUGUAACGCCAGUAAAGGACCAGAAACCCUUUAUGCUGGGCAAAAACUCAAUGAUAAUGAGUGGCACACAGUCCGAGUGGUACGCCGAGGAAAGAGUCUCAAACUUACAGUUGAUGAUGAUGUUGCCGAAGGUACAAUGGUUGGUGACCACACUCGCUUGGAGUUCCACAACAUUGAGACUGGGAUAAUGACAGAGAAGCGUUACAUUUCUGUCAUUCCUUCCAGCUUCAUUGGCCACCUUCAGAGCCUCAUGUUCAAUGGCCUUCUCUACAUUGACUUAUGCAAGAAUGGAGACAUUGACUAUUGUGAAUUGAAAGCCCGCUUUGGGCUCCGUAACAUCAUUGCUGAUCCUGUUACCUUCAAGACCAAGAGCAGCUACCUGAGCCUAGCGACCUUGCAGGCCUAUACCUCCAUGCAUCUCUUCUUCCAGUUCAAGACAACUUCUGCCGAUGGUUUCAUCCUUUUCAACAGUGGGGAUGGAAAUGAUUUCAUUGCAGUUGAGCUGGUCAAGGGGUAUAUACAUUAUGUGUUUGACCUUGGAAAUGGACCUAAUGUUAUCAAGGGCAAUAGUGAUCGCCCAUUGAAUGACAAUCAGUGGCACAAUGUAGUUAUCACCAGAGACAACAGCAACACCCAUAGCCUAAAAGUGGAUACCAGGGUUGUUACUCAGGUCAUCAAUGGUGCCAAAAACCUUGACCUUAAGGGUGACCUGUACAUUGCUGGACUAGCUCAAGGAAUGUAUAGCAAUCUCCCAAAGCUGGUAGCAUCCAGAGAUGGAUUUCAGGGCUGUCUAGCAUCGGUGGACUUGAAUGGGCGUUUACCAGAUCUCAUUAAUGAUGCUCUGCACCGCAGUGGGCAGAUUGAGCGGGGAUGUGAAGUUGAGUUGACCAAAGCUGACCUGCAAGGACCAAGCACCACCUGUCAAGAAGAUUCCUGCGCCAACCAAGGCAUCUGUAUUCAGCAGUGGGAAGGCUUUACUUGCGAUUGUUCCAUGACAUCAUAUUCUGGAAAUCAGUGCAAUGAUCCUGGGGCCACAUAUAUCUUUGGGAAAAGUGGAGGCCUCAUCCUGUAUACUUGGCCAGCAAAUGACAGACCCAGUACAAGGACAGACCGCUUAGCUGUUGGGUUCAGCACAACAGUAAAAGAUGGCAUCUUGGUACGGAUUGACAGCGCCCCUGGCCUUACUGACUUUUUACAACUUCAUAUAGAACAAGGCAAAAUUGGUGUAGUCUUCAAUAUUGGCACAGUAGAUAUCUCUAUCAAAGAAGAGAGCACUCCUGUGAAUGAUGGCAAAUACCAUGUUGUGCGUUUUACCCGAAACGGUGGUAAUGCAACACUUCAGGUAGAUGGAUGGCCAGUAAAUGAACAUUACCCUUCAGGAAACACUGAUACUGCGUUCCAAUUGGUAAAACAGAAAAUCCCCUUCAAAUAUAACCGACCCGUAGAGGAAUGGCUGCAGGAAAAAGAUGAUGCAACACCGCAUCACCACUUGACUUCGAGACCAGCCACGACGACCAAAAUUGGACGACAGUUAACGAUCUUCAACACCCAGGCUCAAAUAGCCAUUGGAGGAAAAGAUAGAGGGCGUCUCUUCCAAGGUCAGCUUUCCGGUCUCUAUUACAAUGGCUUGAAAGUGCUGAACAUGGCAGCAGAAAACAACCCCAACAUCAAAAUCAAUGGAAGUGUUCGGCUGGUUGGUGAAGUGCCAUCUAUUCUGGGGACAGCUCCCACAACCUCUAUGCCACCAGAGAUGUCCACCACUGUCAUGGAAACUACCACGACUAUGGCCACUACUACAACACGAAAAAAUCGCUCCACACCUACCAUUCAGACAACAGAUGACCUCGUUUCUUCAGCAGAAUGUUCUAACGAUGAUGAAGAUUUCAUUGAAUGCGAGCAGAGUGUAGGUAAGCCAGGAGGUGAAUUAGUUAUCCCUCUUCUUGUAGAAGACCCUUUAGAUAUCCCUCCUAUUACUACUCGUGCACCUUUCAUUACACUCCCCACUACCUUCCGUCCCCUCCUCACCAUUAUUGAGACCACCAAAGAUUCCCUGUCCAUGACCUCUGAGGCGGGGUUACCUUGCUUGUCGGACCAAGGCAGCGAUGGUUGUGAUGAUGAUGGCUUGGUGAUAUCUGGGUAUGGCUCAGGGGAAACUUUUGACUCUAACCUACCCCCUACUGAUGAUGAAGAUUUUUACACCACCUUCUCCUUGGUAACAGAUAAAAGUCUUUCCACUUCAAUCUUCGAAGGUGGCUACAAAGCACACGCACCCAAGUGGGAAGCCAAGGACUUUAGACCUAACAAAGUCUCCGAAACUGGUAGGACUACUAUCACAGCUUUGUCCCCUGAGCUGAUCCGCUCCACAGCUUCGUCCUCGACUGGGAUGGUGCCCAAAUUGCCAGCUGGCAACAUGAAUAACCGUGACCUCAAACCCCAGCCUGAUAUAGUCUUGCUUCCGUUGCCCACUGCCUAUGAGCUAGACAGCACAAAACUGAAGAGCCCGCUAAUAACUUCCCCCAUGUUCCGUAAUGUGCCCACAGCAAACCCCACGGAGCCAGGAAUCAGACGGGUUCCGGGGGCCUCAGAGGUGGUCCGUGAGUCGAGCAGCACAACGGGAAUGGUCGUCGGCAUUGUAGCUGCUGCUGCCCUCUGCAUCCUGAUCCUCCUGUAUGCCAUGUACAAGUACAGGAACAGGGACGAAGGGUCCUAUCAGGUGGAUGAGACGCGUAACUACAUCAGCAACUCAGCCCAGAGCAAUGGCACGCUCAUGAAGGAGAAGCAGCAGAGUUCAAAGAGCGGCCACAAGAAACAGAAAAACAAGGACAAAGAAUAUUAUGUUUAAAAACAAAAAAAUAUAUUUAUAUAUAAAUAUAUAAAUAUUGAAUGAGCUAUAACUGAACCAAAACUGUUGCAGCCAACGAGAUUGGGAGAAACCGUCUGCGGUUUAAAACCAAUGUUGAGCAUAAACAUUUCAGUCGUUGACUGCUAAGUUUUCAAAUCACUGCUUGGAGUCCCCAAACUCUGCCCUCCUGUAUUAUAAAGCACAUAUAGUGUUCAGAAGAAGGCCUCCCCAGCAUAUCCAUGUUGGCAGACUUAAAAGCCUUCCGAGUUCCUCCUCAGCUGAACUGUUCUGCAAGGGCAGAAGACUUCACGGCUUACUUGUUUCGUAUCGCCAAGUGAGUCUUUAAUGAUGUUCACAAUCUUUGACUGUACUCUAUUUUUUUUCAGUUUAUUAUUUUAAAAAAUAACAAAAAAAAACAGAAAAAGAAAAAAAGUGGAAAUGUUAGAAACAAAACAGAACAACUGAUCUGGCCAUGUCCAGCCUGAGUAUCAUUUUUCAAGAUGUGAGGGGGAAAGAAAUAGUAAUACUAAUAAUAAAAAAUGGUUUGGGGUUUUCAUUAUAUUUUUUGUCUGAGUUUUUUUCAUUUUCUGUGAGAGGUUUUGGGAGAAUGAGCCAGGACAUAAGUCAAGAAGAAAUCUUGGGGAAAAUAUACUAAAUAAAGACUGUUGCCAUAUAUGAACUCAAGUUCUAUCCACAGUGUUUGCUCUACAUAUCAGGUUGUGUUGUCUCUUGAAUCUGUUGUCUGCAGUAAGUUGUUAACAUAAAAAAGAAAGGUGAGGAAGAGGCAGUGAUGGUGAUCAUGCCGAAAAUGAUGGUCAUGGGAAAUUGAACAAUCCCAGAUACUGGCUCUAGUUAUUUGUAAGCAAAGUCAUAAGAGGAUAACAGUUUCUUCUUUGACUAGAAACCCCUAGCCAUGACUGACUACCAUUUGCUCAACUAUGGGGAAAAAAUAACAACAUCAAAAUCAAACCAAAAGUAAUUAUUUCCAAUUGAAUAGUCCAAGCAUAAAUAAGGGAGCCAUUGUCUGGUUCUUUGGCUGAGGACAUUGUAUGAAUGCAAAGAGUAGUGAUCAACUGAAUAAAGUCUUUAGAAAGAUUAUGGAGUUUGUCUUGUGACAAAAACACAUGUCACACAAGCCAAAAAAUGUCACGGAGGAAUUCAAAAUAGGGACUGUGCUUUAAAAACAAAACAGAACCAUGAUGGUAUGUUUCAUAUGUAACAAUUUAAUUUUGUAGAUUGACAUUUUUGAUUCGCUGUCCUUCCAUUUGCCCUAUGCUCCCUAUCCCUUGACUUUUAUAUGAAAGAAGAUAAAUUUAAAAAGUCCUUAUGACACACAGAAAAAAUAAAGGAGCUUAUUAAUAGUAUAAUAUAUAUAUAAAUAAAUAAAUAUAAAUAUAUAUAUAUAUAUACAGACACAGAUAUAUUUAUCAUGGUAUGUUUGAUGGGAUGACUGGAACUGAAAUGCUGUUAAAAUCUUAAUAUGAAAUGAGACUGUUGUAAAGAAAAAAUGUUUUUACAAAACAGCAAAAAUCUAAAUUUUAAAAAUGUGAACAGAGUGUGCAUUUUAACCUUGUCACAGUUACCUGUGUCAAAAAGAAAAACAAUUUUCAGAUAAGAAUAAUUUUUUGUUUACAUAUUUUACUACAAUUUUUUUUUUUGGCUGGUGUAAUUUCUAGAUGGGUACCCUAAUGUACAUAAAAUGCUCUGAGAUUUCAUUGAGUUGUUGAUUAUAUUCAGUGUACUUAAUUGUUGGAUUGUUUCUUUUUCUUUCUUUUUUUUUAAUCUCUUCCAUUUUUUUUAAAGAGCAACUUACUGUACAGUAAAAAUAAUCAACUGGUGUUUUCUGGCCACAAAUAUCAUGUGCAAAAAAUAACAAUAAUAAAUAAAAUCAAACAAGGAAGACAGCGAGAUUGAUAGAAACAGGGAAAACAUAAAACUUAGAGGACUCUGGCAAAUUAAAAAAAAUGUACAAUUUUCCUGUGUACAGAUGAAAUCUAAUCAGCUGUUUAGGUUUAGAAAUCUACUCUUGCUGGUGUUUAUAAGUCGCAUGAAUCUUUGAAGACGUGUUAUCUAAUGCACACACGCACAUGGGAACAAUAAAAAGAAGGCAGCCUUCUCAUAUGCUUUGAGAAGAGGCUUACCUGGCUAACAAAUCUUUUUGGUGUGUGUGAGGUUUGUUUUGUUUUCUUUGGUUUAAUUUUUAAUUUUUUUACACUACAACAGAGUAAGAAAGAAAGAAAGAGAGAGAGAAAGACUGGUUUUUAAAAGGUGAAAGAAUGACUUUCAACAGCCUCACUGGCCAAACAUAUAUGGAGUUGAUUAUAUCUUGAUGUCUGUAAAAGAUUGCUGCUGUUCUUGGAGUCUUGUGAAAUGAUUUUCUGCUUUUUUCUUUUUCUUUAGGAAAACCCACUUUUCUUUUCUUCUCUCUGUUUGUUUGGGACAGAUUUUGGGGAACAUGUGCAUUUCUGUCUGGAAGCUUCUCUCAUUUCACUAUUAUUUUCUGAACAGAACUGUGAAGAUUUUUGUUAACGUUAUUGUGCUGUUAUCUCUCACUUUUGUUUCCUUUCUUCUCUCCAUCCUUUCUUUUUUUCCCCCGAUUCUUUUCUUUUCAUAAUUGCCUUUUUGUUCAAGAAUAUGCUUAGCAAUAAAAUGUUCUUCCCAAAG